GAAAAGGACGCGCCUGCCUUCUGGUCGCCGCUGCCGGGAAAGGUUGCAUGCCGUCCUGGGGGCCGGUGGGCCCGGCGCGCUGACCGCGUUUUCCCUUUCCCGCCGUCCCCCGAUUCCUGCGGAGCCGGCUGCCGGCGGCUCUUGCGCGACGCUCCCUGGCCCCGCCGCCCGCCCCAGGCGCUGGAGGCUGGAGGCCGGAGUCCCGGGGCCUGUGCCGGGUCGGCGGCGCACUCUGCGGUGGCGGAUGAGCGGCCCGGGCGGCGGGGCCUGAGCACGGCCCGGGGCCCUCAGGGCCGGCUGCUGGCAGGAUGGGCAUCCUGGAAGGGGUGAUUUGGGCCAACGGGAGCACAGCCCUGCCCCCACCCGUGGCACCCAACAUCAGCGUGCCGCACCGCUGUCUGCUGCUGCUCUAUGAGGAUAUCGGAACCUCCAGGGUCCGGUACUGGGACCUCUUGCUGCUCAUCCCCAAUGUGCUCUUCUUCAUCUUCCUGCUCUGGAAGCUUCCAUUCGCUCGGGCCAAGAUCCGCAUCACCUCCAGCCCCAUUUUUAUCACCUUCUAUAUCCUGGUGUUCGUGGUGGCGCUGGUGGGCAUCGCCCGGGCCGUGGUGUCCAUGACGGUCAGCACCUCGGAUGCUGCGACUGUUGCCGAUAAGAUCCUGUGGGAGAUUACCCGCUUCUUCCUGUUGGCCAUCGAGCUGAGUGUGGUCAUCCUGGGCCUUGCCUUUGGUCACCUGGAGAGCAAGUCAAGCAUCAAGCGGGUGCUGGCCAUCACCACGGUGCUGUCCCUGGCCUACUCUGUCACCCAGGGGACACUGGAGAUCCUGUACCCUGACGCCCACCUGUCGGCUGAGGACUUCAACAUCUACGGGCAUGGAGGCCGCCAGUUCUGGCUGGUCAGCUCCUGCUUCUUCUUCCUGGUCUACUCUCUGGUGGUUGUGCUCCCCAAGACCCCGCUGAAGGAGCGCAUCUCCCUGCCUUCGCGAAGGAGUUUCUACGUGUAUGCGGGCAUCCUGGCGCUGCUCAACCUGCUGCAGGGGCUGGGAAGCGCGCUACUCUGCGCCGACAUCAUCGAGGGGCUCUGCUGUGUAGAUGCCACCACAUUUCUCUACUUCAGCUUCUUUGCGCCCCUCAUCUACGUGGCCUUCCUCCGGGGCUUCUUUGGCUCGGAGCCCAAGAUCCUCUUCUCCUACAAAUGCCAAGCGGACGAGGCCGAGGAACCGGACGUGCACCUGCCCCAGCCCUACGCCGUGGCCCGGCGGGGAGGCCCCGAGACAGCAGGGGCUGCUAGCACACAGUUUGACUCGGCCGGUGGGGCAGCCUGCCUAGACGACGUUGCGUCCAUGCCCUGCCACACGGGCAGCAUCAACAGCACAGACAGUGAGCGCUGGAAGGUUGUCAGUGCCUGAGUAUGACCACCGUGGCCGGGAGGCCUGCUGGGGCCUGUGCAGGCCAGGCUGGAGAGAAGACCAGGGAGCGCCAAGUCGCUGGGGGAGGAGGACGAGGUCACGGGACCUUCUGUGGGCAGUAGCCCCGCGCAGGCCCUGUCUCGCCUUCUGUGCCUCCAGUUGCCUUUGGCCACCUCUGCUCUAGCUGGGGGCUGCUUCCCCCUUCCCCCUUCCACCUGCCCUCUCCCUGCUCAGCAACAUGGCCCAGACUCUGAUCUCUCAGGGCCAGGCCUGGCUAGGCUGGCUGAGGGCACCUCCUUUCUCCAAAGCCUGGGCACCCAGGACCGGUCUGGCCCUUCUCAUCCCUCUGCCUCCUCCCCAUGGCGCUUUGGCCUCCUCAAAGCCCACUCCGGUGGGUGGGCUGAAGUGUGUAUAUUUUCUUGAUCUAUUUUUUAAUAAAAAACAAAAGGA
This is a messenger RNA of Neomonachus schauinslandi (Hawaiian monk seal), 1856 nucleotides long. It is a transcript of the gene TPRA1, whose product is annotated as transmembrane protein adipocyte associated 1. The coding region runs from base 309 to 1406 and encodes 365 amino acids. The record is from RefSeq and is a predicted model, not a curated record. Gene Ontology annotation, biological process: G protein-coupled receptor signaling pathway. Gene Ontology annotation, cellular component: plasma membrane. The transcript is spliced from 11 exons. Gene Ontology annotation, molecular function: G protein-coupled receptor activity. NCBI's taxonomy places the organism in Eukaryota, Metazoa, Chordata, Mammalia, Carnivora, Phocidae.